AUGAAAGAAGUCAAAUUAGUGAUAGACAUAAAAGGAAUAGUAGAAACAUGCAAAGCUAUGAAAAGUAUAUUUGGCGUGAAGAUGGCUAUUGAGUGUGAUAAUAAUGUAGGUCGUUUAGCUAUUCUCAAGCACAUGCUCAAAGACAAUCUGAAAAUAGAAGACAGCUCGUACAGUGCUGACGACAAUCAAUAUAUCAUAAAAACAGCUGAAAAUGAGAUCUGCCAAUCUUUUAUAUACAGAUACCCUGUGUUUCCUCGGAUUAUAAGUAAAUUAAAUGAUGCAAUAAAGAAUGAAGAAAAGGAUGAAAUAAUCAGAUCGUAUGCCAUCGAGUUAGCCAAUGAACUUAUGGAAAUGAACCCCCUUGUAUACAACCCAGAGCAUGGGAUAAGUAGGAAGACUGAAGCAGUCGAGAAAAUAAAGUUAGAUGCCAGCGAUGAUACUCUAGGCGCCAGAACAUGCACGCUAGAGAUCAAUGAUGCAAUGUUUCCCAGCCUGAGAAGCAUGGCUGAUUAUACUACAGAAAGUUUGAACAGGGAUACCUUUUAUCACUUAUCUAGUUCACUACAGCCAACGGGCAUGUUUCUUCUAAAAGACUUUGCAUCCGCGUCCAUAAAAGAGUACUACACUGUAUAUGGCCUCUACACUAAAAGAGAUGAAAAGACUAAUUUACUAUUGGUAAACUAUGGUCUGUAUCUUAUCCACGAAAACUACUUUAAAAUUCUAGGCAUAAUCAAAAAGAUUAAAAAAAUGAACAACGAUAAAGCUCAAAAACAGUCUAUAAUUGACCAAGUGAAUGGAUUAUUUGCCUCUGAAGAAGACUUCAAAGUGGUCUUUUCCGUUAUUGAGAAUAUAGAAUCAAUUAUAGCUGAAAAAAGCAUGCAGAAGCACAUGAUUAGUGAAGUAGCAUACAUUACAAACAAUAUCGACCUUUUGGGUGGAACAGGCGAGCCAAAGACCCUAAAACUUGGGGAAAAUCUGAGUGUUUUUGCAAGAGACUUCAUAGAAGUCAAUAAAAAUUUGAAGCAUAAAGUGGACACAGAAGUUGCUAAACUAAGAGCAAAAAAAGAAGCAUUAGAAACAGAAAAGAAAGAAUAUGAUGGAACAUCUUUGAAAAGUCAAAAUAAAAUGCGCACUAUUAGUGAUAUAGAAAACGAUAUAAUAUCACUAGAGUGGAAGAUAAAAAAAGAAGAAUCACUAUAUGGUGACAUUCUCUUUCUUCAAGAUAAUCUGCAGUUUUUUGAUAACUUAAGCCAAGCCCAAGUAAACUACUUGCACAUGAAAAUAAAAGGAACUUUAGAAGCUCAGAAUCCGAAAGCAAAAGAACUAGAAAAGCCUGAAGAAGCAGUAAAAGCGCCAGAAACAAAGCUCAAUGGAAAAGAACAGCCACCAUUCAAAGAACAAGUACCUCCACAGCCAGUACUUAAUGACCAGCCGCCAUUAGAAGAACAAGUAUCUCCACAGUCACCACUUGAUGAACAGCCAAAAACAGAUAUGCAUGCACAACCAUCACCACAGUCACCACUUGAUGAACAGCCAUCAUUCGAAGAACAAGCACCACCGCAUCCAGCAUCUACAAAAAGCAAGAUAGUUUCAGCCCUAAAGAUUGUAGUGUCCGUGUUCUUAGUUGUUCUCUUUAUAGUAUCAACAAUAUUCUUUGGCUACAGAAUAGAAAACAGAAUGAAAAGCACCAACAACUAA
Messenger RNA from Nematocida minor, 1698 nucleotides. RefSeq lists its product as uncharacterized. The coding region runs from base 1 to 1698 and encodes 565 amino acids. The record is from RefSeq and is a predicted model, not a curated record. The transcript has a single exon. NCBI's taxonomy places the organism in Eukaryota, Fungi, Microsporidia.